GGCCAUCCUUGUCUCCUUGGCUGGCUUCCUCAUGUCUCUCCCCCACUUCAUCACUGGACCCUACGAGUAUGACCAGUCAGUUGCCACAAAGAGCAGGUAGCAGGGAGGUCUUCUCCAACCAUGGGACCUCUCAUCUCCUGUGAGCUGAGGCAAGUUGUCCUCAUGGACAUGAACUGCUCCCUUACUUCCACAGCAUGGAUAAGAUAAGUUCUCAUGAACUCUGAAGUCCUUUAUGGGGAGGAAACAAGAGUUCUAGGGAGGAAAACAUGGGUUGUGGGGAGGAAAACAUGGGUUAUGGGGAAGAAAACAAGAGUUCUGGGGAGGAAAACAUGGGCUGUGGGGAAGCAAACAAGAGUUCUGAGGAGGAAAACAUGGAGUUCUGGGGAGGAAAACAUGGGUUGUGGGGAAGAAAACAAGAGUUCUGAGGAGGAAACGAGAAUGAUGGGGAGAAGCUUGACUGACCCAACCCAACAGGGCAGCUUAGGGGGUGAAAGGCUGUUGUCUGCCAUGAGGGAGUGUUGGUUUCAUUCCUUACUUGUGGGGCACCUCAUCUCUCUUCCCCUGUCUGUCUGAGCUGGUUUUGAGGGAACCCAUUGAGGUUUUAGACUCCACUAGAAAAUCAACCUCUCGUGAAAGAAACGUGCAGGUGUAAAUCACUGAUGGAGGAGCAGGUUAGGGUGGAUUUGGGAUAUUCUCCUUGAAAGAAGGUGAAGGGGAUAAGGGAGGGAGAAGAGGGACAGAGGAGAGGAGAGCACUCUGUUCAUACCAUCCCAAAUCCUGCCAUGAAUUUCCAGCAAAUCUUGUAGAAACCUCCACUGAACAGUUUUCUCUGCCUCAUCAGAGAGAGCAGCUGGUUCAGGCAGCUGCAGCCACCAAAGGAAGAUUAAUAAGGGAAUAAUUCAUGGAUGCAAACACGGGUCAGGUGCUAAUGCCACUUGGGAAAAAAUUAGCCACAGGUUUCAGGAGCUCUGGGGCAGGUGGCCCCAGGUGGAGCACUUGGAGCGGCAAAUGAUUUGGGGCAAAACCAUGGAAAUCCUGCUGUGACCAUCACAAUCCCCUCCCCCAGUGUUUUAAGGAAGAGAAAGGUGCUGGAAUCAGCACUUUGACUUGGGCAGCUCUGCAAUCCAUUUCUGGGUAAAAUGAGUCCUUGUUUCCUGAGGAGCUAUUCACAACAUCUGCAGUUUUGCUCCCUUACCUUUAUUACAAGAUCUAUCAAAGAUCCUGGAAGUGAUCCCAGCUCUGCUUCUUCUGUGAGGGCGGCUUCUCAUGGCCUGUGCAUCCAUCUUGCUGGGAACACCUGACAGCAUGUUCAGCAACACCACAGACCUGUGCCAGCCCGGGGUGCCUGGAUCCCAGGGGAACCUCAGCCAAGGCAGCUGCACCCCCCGUGCUGCCAGGGAGAACCACGCGGUUCUCCUGGUCAUGUUCACCGCCCAAGCGCUGCUGGGCAUCGGUGGAGUCCCCAUCCAGCCCUUUGGCAUCUCCUACAUCGAUGACUUCGCCAGCGAGAGGAACUCCCCCCUCUAUUUAGGGAUCCUGUUCUCCGUGACUGUCAUCGGGCCAGGGGUGGCUUUCAUGCUGGGCUCUGCCAUGCUGAGGUUUUAUGUUGACAUUGACAAAGUCUCCAGAGACAAAGUCCAGCUCACCCACAAAGACCCGCGGUGGGUCGGCGCCUGGUGGCUUGGGUUCCUGGUGGCAGCCAGCCUGGUGGCCCUGUCUGCAGUGCCCUACUUCUUCUUCCCGAGGGAAAUGCCGAAGGAGGUAGGGGAGGUGCUGCAGAUGACACCCCAAAAGGUGGCGAGUGGGAAGGAGAGUGACAGCAAGAAGAGCAAGGAUGUGCUCAGCCAGCUCAGGCUGAGCUCUGAACACCUGCAAAACCUCUCUCUGACCAAGUUCAUCAAACAUUUCCCUCUGGUCCUGCUGAGGAACCUGCGUCACCCCGUCUACCUGCUGGUGGUGCUGGCUCAGGUCAACCUCUCGGCCAUGGUUGCUGGUUUAGCAACGUUCAUGGGCAAGUUCCUGGAGAGACAGUUCUCCCUCACAGCAUCCUUGGCCAACAUGAUCAUUGGUGCUGUGAACAUCCCUGGGGCCAUGGUCGGGAUCGUGGUGGGUGGUGCCAUCAUGAAGAGGUUCCAGAUGUCCUUGAGGCAGUGCAGUGCCAUGUGUGUCCUCGGCAUGUUCCUCUGCCUGCUCCUGGCUUUCCCCCUCCUCUUCCUCGGCUGCCCCACGCAGAAGGUUGCAGGCAUCACCUACACUGAGAGCUCUGAGUUGGGACACCAGGCCUGGGAGUGUAACCUCCAGUGUCACUGCCCUGAGAAAGCCUACAACCCCAUCUGUGGCUCUAAUGCCAUUGAAUACAUCUCCCCCUGCUCUGCUGGCUGCAGGGCUGUGAACAUCAACGUGGACAACAACUCAGUCCUGCACUACACCAACUGCAGCUGCAUCUCGGGGGACGGGCUGGAGGGUUCGGCCAAACCCGGGACCUGCGGCACCGGCUGCUCCCACCUCUUCCUGCCCUUUGUGGUCCUCUCCUGCCUGGCAGGGAUCCUGGCCAGCACGUCCCACACGCCGUCCUUCAUGCUCAUCCUCAGGAGCAUCCAGCCUGAAGACAAAUCGUUUGCUGUUGGGAUUCAGUUCAUGCUGCUGAGAGUUCUAGCCUGGAUGCCAGGACCUGUGUUGUACGGCAGCGCCAUCGACACCACCUGCAUCCUCUGGGAGAAGAAGUGUGACAGGAAGGCAGCCUGCAGAUACUAUGACAACAACCUCUUCAGGCAAAGGUAUCUUGGUCUCCAGUUCUUCUUUGAGGUUGGAGCUUUCCUGUGCUUCGUGGCUGUGUAUGUGAUCCUGAGGCGGCAGGAGAGGGAGGCCAGGAGCACAGCAGAGACAAAGGGAGACCCAGAGAAGGAGAAACUGGCAGGAAACUCCAUCAAGAGCCCCGAAUCCAAAGUGUGACACCAACAAUAUGAGUUGUCAUCCCUGGCCGGGGAGGUGAAGCUGUGUGAAUCAUCCCACACCUGAGCUGUGAAGGAUGGAUCUUUGGAGUGAAGGACAGUGUGGCUGCUUCCUAAUCCUCUGGGUGGGAUGUGCUGCUCCUGUGCUGCCAGGGGAGUCUGUCCACCUGCUGUUCUACCCCUGCCUCCUCCACCCCCACGGUGCAGCUUCCUCCUUCACGUGGAUUAAUCCACACCCCAUAACCUUUGGACCCUGCAAUCUUCUGGGUUUCUGUCCUCCAAAACAUUUGCUCCUGCUGACAGUCUUGCCAGCACUGAGCUUGACCACACAGCUGAAACCUUUUGGGGUUGUUUGCUUGUGGGGUUUUUUAUAAAUAAAUCAUUUGUACGAAA
Apus apus (common swift) is the source of this 3344-nucleotide messenger RNA. It is a transcript of the gene SLCO2B1, whose product is annotated as solute carrier organic anion transporter family member 2B1. The record is from RefSeq and is a predicted model, not a curated record. Gene Ontology annotation, biological process: sodium-independent organic anion transport; transmembrane transport; bile acid and bile salt transport. Lineage: Eukaryota; Metazoa; Chordata; Aves; Apodiformes; Apodidae. The transcript has 13 exons. Gene Ontology annotation, cellular component: membrane. Bases 1267 to 2952 code for a protein of 561 amino acids. Gene Ontology annotation, molecular function: zinc ion binding; protein binding; bile acid transmembrane transporter activity.